AUGGCGAACCGACCCAAUCCCUUCCACGACAUAGAGCAGCAGGAAGUCCAGAAAAGAAUCCUUAGCUACCAACAACACGUGGGCUACAACUGCGUGCUCUACCGCGAAGGACUACAGCACCUAAAAGACCAUCCAGAGCAACAAAAGAAGCGGCGGGAAUGGAUACCGCCCAUCCCGGGACCCAGGUGGAAAACCCACUUCAAAAACCCCUUGUUCGGCCGCAACCAGAUGUACGACAUGACUCCCUUUUCGCGCGUGGCGCCACAGGGACAGCCAGAAAAGGUCGGUGACAAGUUCCUUGGAUAUAAGAAGUCUCCAGAAGUGCAGAACGCAAUUGCGCGGGCGAACGAUCUUGUGGGGGCCAUGUCAGACUUCCGCAUUACCAAGGUGAUGGGCUGGGGAGGCAUGGGUGCCGUGCUGCUUGCUGAGCUGAGUGAAGCGAAGAAAGGACAGUUGCAGAAAGUCGUGAUCAAGAUGAAUUUGUCGAAGAAGAGCGAAGGGAAUUUUGUGAAGGAGAGGCAGAACCACAUCCGGGUGGCCAGAGCCGCGCACAUAAUACAGUGUCUCGUGGUGGAGGAUGGUCAGCAGCAGCAGCAGCAGGACAAGAACAACAUCGCGCCGCCACAACCAGCGGCAUCAGGAAUGAAAAGGAAGUACGUUGCCGAUGCGGCGGAUGAGGCUUACCAUGCUUCCAAGAAGAAGCGUGUGACAGAUGAGCAAGCGCCAGGCGGUGGAAGGCCGAUAGUGGCGGCGCCAUUUCAGGCGGUGAAACCUCGCGGACCGAUGAACAGGCAUAUCUUCGCGCGAGCAAAAGAUUUCCUGGCUCCCAAAGAAGAAACCAAACGGCGCAGCGACGCAAAAUACGACCUUAACACGCAUCCAGACAUGAUUGUUAUUGAGCCGAUGAUGCGUGGUGAAUUUGAUAUGUGGGUAAGAAAGAUGGCCCACUCGGGAGAUAGAUUUCAUAACAAAGUGCUUUGGUUGAUCUUUGAGUGCUUGUUCAAGGCCGUUCUCGGUUUCGCCCACCCCCCUCGACACUAUCAUGAGUAUAGGGAAACUGGAGGAAGGACGGGCCCCUUUAUGGAAGAGCGACUGCCAGAUAGACGUGAUGUGGUCAAAUUUGAUAAGGACGAGUUCCUACACUUUGACUUAGAUCUAGUGAAUACCAGCUUCACUCCCGAGAUUGCCGGCCAGUACUCCUGGAAAACGAAUCUAUACUGGAUUGGUCAAGUGAUGUGGUGUCUCGUAACGCUCCACAAGCCUUCCCGAAUGCCGUUCCCGUACUGGAUCAGAGACGUCCGACCUCCUGAGGACCGUCGGGGUCGAGCUCAAGCGACAGAAAAAGGUCUUUAUGGCGAACUUGGCUUCUGGUCCUGGGGCGGCCUUGUCAAUCAUUCUCGGUACAGUCAAAUCGACGAGGACCUUCGUUCCGCCAUUGUCCUGUGCAUGGCCGACAAGCCAGCCCAUCGGCCUGAAGCGAAACAGUUAUGGGAUUGGAUCGAGAAGAAGACGACACAAGAAUGGGAUGGUUUGUCGAAAGAAGAGGCCCAUCACUGGGCUACAAAAUUCUGGGAACAACCAGACGUCCCAGGGCCAGCAAAGCCGACGCCCAUCUUUGAAGUGCCAGGAGAAGAACCUGAUAAGGAGGAGAGGGCUCCUAGAAAGAAUUCCGCAAGACUUCCUUGGGAAGCCGGCAAGAUACCCGAGUUGGCCGGUGUGUCGCCCCUAAAACAGCAUCAGCUUGGAGGUGUCGGCUCUUACGACUUCGCAUUCCGAAUUCCCGGACAGUGGCCUAAGCUCAGUAAGAUGCUAUCCGCCCAGCAAGCCCAGGAACAGCUGAAACCGGCUUUUAAGGAUAGAGUUCCGAAGGCUCUCAACCUUCAACCACCCACACCAAAGCCCCAGAAUCCUGCUGCUCCUCAACAGGCCGUGGAUACCCCAGGAGAGGGUCCUUUCGGGCGUCCACGCAGGAGGUCCAGUGGUGUUAGAAAGGAAGAUAUACCCAAGAAACCCGCGGGACCCCCGUCGGGACAGGCAAGGAGGCUCUUGGACGCCAUCAAAGCCAACUUGAAGCUACCUCCACAACAGAAGAUUGUUCCCGAUCCCCAGAAAAAUCCCGCCCAAGAACCAACGGCACAACCAGCAGCUCCAGUGGCUCCAGCGGUCGCAAUCCCGGCAGCGGCAGCGGGAGCACAACCGAGGAAACCAAGUCCAAAGGAACGCAUCCAAGCAGCAUUGGAGGCAACAGCAGGAGAACCUUCACCGGCGCUCAUAAUCCCGCGUCUACCACCGCCCAAGGCCGGUCCAACCAACGCGGUAGCCGGAAAAGUGCGCGCCUUCGUCGUGCCCCCCGACUCCACGGCAGCAAGCAGCUCAACCGCAGCCGCAUCUCCAGCCGCAGCAGCAGCAGCAGUGGCAGGCUCAACGGCACGAGUAUCAUCCAGCCCACGAGCAGGACGAUCAGGACCGGGAUCUAUACCUCCCGACAACAAACGGCUCGUAACACUUGGGGGCGCCGGCACCCGUCUCCUUACCGGGCCGCGUACAAAAUCCGGUGCAAUCAAGGGCACGCCACUACAGCCGAUUCCUCUUCAGAAGCAAGUGAAGUUCAAGAGUCCUGCUCGAUUGCCUGCAAGCUCCGUGGUGCCCUUUUUGGGUCCUCGGGACUUGGCUAGGUACCAAGGAAACAAACAGCAGCUAAUCGCCAACUUGCUUAAUCGCCCAGGGGUAGCCCAGGGGCAGAGAAGAGUCGGCGGGAUGUAUCGACCUCCCCAGCAGGCCCAGCAGAACCAGCCGCUACAAGAGAAUCGGCCCCCUCAACAGAAUUGGUCGCAGCAGCGGCAGCAGCAACAACAACAGGCACAACAGGCGCAACAACCCCAGCUCCAACUCCCCAAAGCAUUCAUGUUUGCCAACAGCCUGCGAGGCGGAUCGGCACUCACACCCGCAAAACCACCAGGACCGCCAACACCACUCGUCCGUCGCAUAAACCCCGCCAACCGCAAAGUCGGCGGUCAGUACGCCAUUGGGGCGCGGCGCCAGCACAAUAUCCUGAGAGGCCCAGGCCCAAGCCGCCUACAACAUGCCUGGACGCCGGCGGACGUAGCCGAAGGGGGCAAAGCUGGAAGGGCAAAAAGCGGAUUGUUUGCUGGUUUGAAGGUGCGGCGAGGUACGGCGGUAGCGGGACAGACUAGUUCAUCGGAGACUCCAGGUGCUCCAGAGGCCAUACAGGAGGGAGCUGGUGGGUCAGGACAGCCAACUGAACAACAAGAGCCUGUGUCGUCGAUUGGACAAGGUAUUGCUCGGAAUGGAAGACUCUUGGUUGCCUAUGAACCACGAGAGCCAUCACCUCCGCCGUCUCCUCGUGAGAUAGAGAGACGCCGGCUCGAGCUUGAACGGUUCCACGCAAGGAACUUGUUGCACGGCGGCAGCCUACUCGGCAUAGAUCCGGUUGGCAAGGAAUCGACUGAUGAUGACGAAGAGGGACAUGCGGAUGAGGUAAGAGAGGAGGGCGACAGUCAAGACCCAAUGGUGAUGUCCGAUCAACCCAGUGCUAGCACUAUCAGCAGGUUUGGAAAUUUCUUUAAAUCGUUUGGCGGCUUUGGAUCGUGA
Molecule: messenger RNA, 3612 nt
Organism: Sordaria macrospora k-hell
Lineage: Eukaryota; Fungi; Ascomycota; Sordariomycetes; Sordariales; Sordariaceae
Source: RefSeq, a predicted model, not a curated record